AUGGCCAGAGCAAUAUCUAGAAGAUCAAGGGCAGCUAGAAGAGGAGAGGUUGAUCCAGAUGUCGAACAAGAUUCUCAAAUUCAGCAGUUAGAUUCUUUACCUAGGGCUGAGAAUACUGAUGUUAUUGGCCCUAUGAUCAGAGCUUCAUUAAAGAAAAACCAGCGAUUACUAGACAUUAAAUUGGAGAAGAAGCAUCACAGAAAUUCAAAAGAUGUCACCGAAACGGUUGUUGGAGGAGGAAUACACAAGAAAAAGCACACAAAUAUGAUUUCUAGAGCUGUCAAGUCUCGAAGAAGAAGAGGAGUUAGUGUUAAUGGUAGAUUAUCAAAGAGGAUAGAGGAAACUAUUAAGAGACGGAAUCAAAGACGUUAUCUGAGAAGUUCAGAUUGGGAUGCCGUUAAUAAGAUGGCAAAAGAUGCAGUGACAAAAGAAGAUGUGGAUGCUGCAGGCAAAAUACCGUCUAAAGAUAGGGUAGAUGAUGAAAUGGACAUGGAUGAAGUUCACGAAGAUAAGAAGAACCUAUCAGAAAAUUUGACGGACCAGAUAGAAGAAAAGAAAACCAAGAAUAUGUUCGACCUGCUAGAAGAAGAGAAUUCCUGA
This is a messenger RNA of Brettanomyces bruxellensis, 600 nucleotides long. RefSeq lists its product as uncharacterized. Bases 1 to 600 code for a protein of 199 amino acids. Gene Ontology annotation, biological process: ribosomal large subunit export from nucleus. The transcript has a single exon. The record is from RefSeq and is a predicted model, not a curated record. Gene Ontology annotation, cellular component: preribosome, large subunit precursor; nucleolus. Lineage: Eukaryota; Fungi; Ascomycota; Pichiomycetes; Pichiales; Pichiaceae.